Molecule: messenger RNA, 2340 nt
Organism: Linepithema humile (Argentine ant)
Lineage: Eukaryota; Metazoa; Arthropoda; Insecta; Hymenoptera; Formicidae
Source: RefSeq, a predicted model, not a curated record
AUCACUCCGUAUUUUUACCUGUUUAAAAGUUUUUACUGUUUAAAAGUUUAUGCUCUACGCGAGUGUAGUUGUCGUGAGUGGCCACGAGUGUCUCGUAAAGUGUAGAAUAACGCAUAAAUGUUAAUGACGCAUGAAACAUCGGGUUUUAUUGUUAUUAUUGCAGUUUUAAUAUGUGUCUAUCUGCUGCCGUGUACCGUAAUUCAUUCCUUAUAUUUCACACCGAAGAAAACUGCAACAGAUACGCCUUCAUUCUCAGUUUUAAUAUCUGUGCUUGCGGUUAGUCGAAAUCCUGUAUAUUUCAUACUGAAGGAAACUACACAGAUGCGUCUUCAUUGUCAAAUCAAAGUGGAUCACGGAGUUUACGGAAUUCAACAAGCCGGUUUCGAAGCAGAAUUGCACCGAGAAAAAGCUGCGCGGACGAGAGCUGCGUGAAUUAUGCUUGUGUAUCUCCUCGCGUCUGGCGUCACAAGAUCUCAUCCUUCUAUAGAUGCUUGCGACACGUUCGUCUCUCCCUUCCCGUCAGACUGGAAAUAAGGAACGCCGAGGGCAGGACUUGUUUCGCCGCCUUUGGAAGAAGGAAAACGCAGCUGUGCAGGAGAUUGAAAAAAUUCGAUUUGCAGUUAGGUGUUAUGAAUAAUGAGGUUCAACAACAGAAAUUUAAUCAGAACGUCGUUGUUCUAUUUUCUGAAAAAGAAAGAAUUUCAAAACAUUUUGAUGAAAAAUCUGGGCUUAAAUUCCACCGAUGUUGAAGAAAUUCUCGAUGUGAAUAAAAAUAUCCUUAAUCUUUCUCGUCAUCGAAUAAUAAAGAAUUGCAUGACAUUUGAGAAAUAUAAUGUUAACGUAAAACCUCUGAUAAAUUUUCCAUAUUGCCUGAAAAUGAAAGAAUUCUAUCUGGAACAUAGAAUUAAUGUACUCAAGGAUAUAGGAGUGUCAGAAUUGAACUCGUUUUUAGUGGGAAAAUUAUAUACUUUGUCAAAUAAACAUGUGUCCAUAUUCAAAAAGAAGAUCAAUUUACCAAUUGAACAGAACAUUGCUAAAAAUAUAUUUGGUAGACUCGGUGAGGAAGUUCCAAAUGAAAUCUCUCAAUUGGAAUCAAGUGAUGAAUUAACAAUGAAUCAAUAUUAUAAGGCAUGUCUUCUGUAUUGCAAAAACCGAAUAUUUGAUCUGCCUUAUUUGGAUGACAAGGUACUGUUGCACAGUUUGAACACACACUUUAAAAGUAUAAGCAUGAUUGCUGAAACAUUGAAAGUACUCAGAAUAGAUCUUGACUAUGAUGAAAAAAUGAUAAAAAUGAAUCCCUAUAUCAUUAACGCUUCCGCCGACAAUAUUAGGAUGCUGUUGAAUAACUUUACAGACAUUUACGGGAUACCGAUUUCAACACUUUUAAGGAAACAUCCUUAUAUGCUCUUUCAAGAUGCAGAUAAUAUAAAGCGUUUACUAGCAUCAUUAAAACGAUAUAAGAUUCCAGAUGAAUAUGUGAAAAAAUAUAUGAAAUUUCUUAAAAUGGAUAAUUACACAUUUCUUGAACGAAUAGAAAGGUUGAAACAGCAUCCUGACGUAAACUUACGUAUAUGGUAUAUGUAUCCACGAAUCCUGAAAAUUUUGGAACACGUAAAUAUGAUGGAUCAUCGUAUAAAAUAUCUUCAUUUUAUGAAUUGUGCAAAAUGGGCUGUUCCUCAUACGGUUUUAUCUACAAAAUCUAUAAUAGAUAGAUUUGUGCAAAACGACUCCAACAUAAUUAUAAGCAAGAAACCUGUGAAAUACAUAUUGAAGAUGGAAUUGGGAAUGGACAUUUGCGAUCAAUUGUGCAGACAUCAGCACUGGAAAACUGUUACAUUAGUUGACAUUCAGAAAAUGUUAAAGUAUCUGAAAAGACACUUUACAAUAAGCGAAAUACGCCAGAAUAUACAUAUUAUACUUUAUGCACAAUCCAGAGUAGAGAAAAUACUAGCUGAUUUGAAACAGCAAUAUUCUGAGAGUACGCAGUAUUCAUUUACUAAUGGCCAAUAUCUCGCAUUAUGUUUGUAUAUAUUGGAGAAAGAUACUCAUUUCACGGGAGACGGCAUUUGGAACAACGGACACAAUGCGGAACAAAAGUUUUCGCAUCCUUUGAAAGAUGAAAGUGUUGCAGAAAGAAUUGAUAAUGAUGACAUCAAUAACAAUUUGAACAUCAAAGAUGAUGAUGAUGAUCAUAAUCAUUUUGACGACAGGAAUGAGACAUCCAGUGUGACAAAAUAACAAUAUACAUAAUAAUAUUUCACAUUCUUAUCAAUCGAGAGGAAGCAAACGACUGUCAAAUAUUUAUAGUUACCACGAGAUGUCACUCAAAGCGACUGACGC